Hevea brasiliensis (rubber tree) is the source of this 995-nucleotide messenger RNA. RefSeq lists its product as uncharacterized. The transcript is spliced from 4 exons. The coding region runs from base 304 to 678 and encodes 124 amino acids. Lineage: Eukaryota; Viridiplantae; Streptophyta; Magnoliopsida; Malpighiales; Euphorbiaceae. The record is from RefSeq and is a predicted model, not a curated record. Gene Ontology annotation, cellular component: chloroplast envelope.
UUUCACUCGGUAAUAUUCAAUCGUUGCAGAGCCGUGAGGUUUUCGAGUUUUAAAUCAGUCGGAAUCAAUUAUGUUAAAAAAAAAUUAGAAAUCUAAAGGGCCAGAGCAGCAGGAACAGCUUCAUAAUGCAGCGAUUUUUCAUUUUGGCAGUUUUCCUUUCCUGGGUGCUCAAUUCGUUCCAUUUCUUGGCAUCUAUUCUUUCUUUGUCUCUCUCUCCCUGAAUUAUUUAUUACUGAUUCACGCUAUACUGGUAAAACCCUUUUCCAAGAAGAAGAAGAAGACGAAGAAGAAGAAGAAGGAAGCAUGUCUAAAAAGGGAGGAGCUGCGCUUCAAAAGGAUGUUCCUUGGAGGGUCUUUUCCUCCAAACCCCUUCCUAAAAUUCACCACUCUCCUGUUCUCCGUGUCUCUCAAACCCCUUUCUCCACUUACGCCCUCUCCAUCAUGAAGCACCCCGACCCAAUAGGAACUGGUUUGGCAACCGAAGCCAUGGUGGAAGCCGCUGGUCCUGAUUGCAUUGUCCCUGGCCAGAUUACUCCCGUUCGAUUACUUGGUAUUAAGGUGUGGCCUAUAGAUGUUAACCUAAAAUUUAUGGAACCUGUUGGACGAGAACUUAAGUUGCUUGGAAAGUUCAUGGAUAAUGCAGUUGACCUUAUGAACAAAUCGUUUGUCGAUCGCUAGUAGCUUGGGAUUCUUGGUUACUGCUUGCAAGUGCAAUUUUGGGAGUGUCAACAGCACAAGCCUGGUGAAACAGAGUGACUGUAAAUAAGAUCUUCCUUUGUGAUGCCUUCUUAUGCUGACUUUAGUUCUAAUAAUAAUUUCAAAGUUGGCGAGUGAAAGAGUCUACAUAGGAUGUUGACAAGGAUAGGAUUGUGUUUUCAAUGUUCUUUUUUAUUCUAUGCAUCAUACCGUUUUCUUCCUUAAAUUCUAUUUCAUGGAAUAUUUGGCUGUUGUUUUUUGUCUUGAAGGGUUAUCCACCGUGUAUAUGUUGAUCCGAA